This is a messenger RNA of Emiliania huxleyi CCMP1516, 438 nucleotides long. RefSeq lists its product as hypothetical. The transcript is spliced from 3 exons. NCBI's taxonomy places the organism in Eukaryota, Haptophyta, Isochrysidales, Noelaerhabdaceae. Bases 1 to 438 code for a protein of 145 amino acids. The record is from RefSeq and is a predicted model, not a curated record.
AUGUCCGUCCUCUUCUUUCUCCUCUUGUUGUAUGCUUUGUACAUCGCGUCGAUUCCUUUUCGCGUGAGCACCAGCCUGAAGCCCGCCCAGCAGCUGAACCGCUCCCUAAGUCGAAGGAGCAUCAUCAGUCUCACCCACUUCGCUCGCUGCCGACUGUCUCCGCUCCCUCCCGCUUGGGCCGCCGUCGCGUCCCUCGCUGGCCGGGCCUCCUUCCACCCAGCGAAGAGCUUCCUCAGCCACUCAAUGUGUUCCUCCCUCUUCAUUAUGCGCGCGGUAGCCUCAUCGUUGAGCUGGAUCCACCUCUGCACCGCUCCCGUCGCCGCCUCGGCCACGACUUGCAAGUUCCUCGUAACCCCGGCGCCAAGGCGGGUUCUCAUCUUCCUCGGUCCAUUGCUGCGCGGCUUUCCGCACGAUCGGACACAGCGGGUCUCGCUUUAG